Molecule: messenger RNA, 3437 nt
Organism: Vitis riparia (riverbank grape)
Lineage: Eukaryota; Viridiplantae; Streptophyta; Magnoliopsida; Vitales; Vitaceae
Product: protein FAR1-RELATED SEQUENCE 5-like
Exons: 4
Coding region: 758-2794 (678 amino acids)
Biological process (GO): regulation of DNA-templated transcription
Molecular function (GO): zinc ion binding
Source: RefSeq, a predicted model, not a curated record
UUUCCUUUCUUCUCUAUUAGCCGUCUGUUUGGUUAGCUGAAAAAUGGAGGAAAUUAUGCUUUUUUUCGGUUCAGACCAGCUUGUUGUUUCUCGAGUUUUCGAUAAUUUACAAAUUGAAUUUCAAAUUCUGGACUUCUUUUUUCAUUAAUUUCUCUGAUUAUCUACGUUUUUGCGGCUACCAUACAGAGCACAGAGUUCAGUUUGAUUGCCUCAGGUGCUUAAGGUGAUAUGUUUUGUAUAGAUAGCAUCAUGGGGUUGUGGAGUGGCACUCUGUAUAGUUGGCUAAUUUGUGGGGUGUUAGAUUAAUAAUAUGACUUCUCGGGAAUGUUUCUGUUACUUUCUUAAAGAAACCUUUUGUUGAUUUUGAGAAUCUCCUUUGAUUUUUGUAGCCGUUUUUGGUUGAUGGCAUAGAGAUGGCAAUAAAUAAUUACAAUUUUCUGGCCAUUUUUCUGGUCUAUUGUUCUGUUUCGUGAAAUUGAAAAUUUGGUAAUAAAAACCUUUUUCCAAUUUGUAGCACUGAAAGCUUGAAGUUGCAGAAAAGGGUUCAUGGAUGAUGAUUCUACUGACAUGUUGACGAGUCCAUAUUAAGAGGAAAAGAAAAAUAAAAUUCAAACAAGAAGUUUGUUGGUUCAAUGCAAAGGUGCAGGAUCAUAUCUCUGCAGUUGUGUUGCUGAAUUUGGUGUCAAAAAUUGGUUAAAAUGCUGAGAAUUCUUGCAAAGCUGCAAAUCUGCAAAUUGAUCAGAGAAUCUUGCAGGGUAUGGUGCUGGCUUGCUAUUUUUCAUCUCUCUUAACAUUGGACAUUGAUUCUACUGAUAUGUCAGAAAGCUUUCAUGAAGGCAAAAUGGAAGACCAAAUUCAAACAUCAAGUCUAUUGGAUAUUGAUGCAGAGCAACAGUGUCAUAGUUCUGAGAUUGAGUCACCAGAUGGGUUGCCAAAAAUAGGUAUGAAAUUUGAAUCAGAAGAUCAUGCAUACAGAUUCUAUAAUGCAUAUGCUGGCUUGGUAGGCUUUAGUGUUCGGAAAGAUUUUAAAAAUAGAAGCAAGAUAGAUGGCAGUGUGAUGUCACGAAGGUUUGUUUGUUUUAAACGGGGUUUUCGGCAUCCAGACAAACGGAAUCUGAAUGUGAAGAAACCCCACAAGGAGGUCAGAACAGGUUGCUUGGCACAAAUGACCAUAUCUCGUCAAUCUGAUGGGAGAUAUCGUGUAAUCCACUUUGAAGCAAAUCAUAAUCAUGAAGUUGUAGGCCCUGAAUAUGUUCAUGCAUUGCCAUCACAUAGAAAACUAACCGUUUCUCAAGCCAUCGAAGCUGACCUAGUGGACAGGUCUAGUAUUCAGAGGAAAUUAACCUUUAAGUUGAUGGGUAAAGAAGAUGGGAUUCGGGAAAAUGUUGCUCAUCUUCCAAUUGAUUUACAUGCUAGACGGACAAAAGAUAUGAAAAGGGGAGAGGCAGGAAGUUUGCUAUAUUAUUUUCAAAGUCAACAAACUGGAAACCCAAUGUUCUUCUAUGCUGUACAGCUUGAUAUGGAUGAGCAAAUAACAAACAUAUUUUGGGCGGACUCAAAGAUGAUGAUUGAUUAUAGUCAUUUUGGUGAUGUGGUUUAUUUUGACACAACCUACAGAACAAAUCAACUUUGUAGGCCAUUGGCAGCUUUUAUAGGAGUGAACCAUCACAAAGAAAUGCUAGUGUUCGGGGCUGCUCUUUUAUAUGAUGAGGCCCCUGAAUCUUUUCACUGGUUAUUCCAAACAUUCAUGCAGGCGAUGUCUGGAAGGAAACCAAAAACAAUUCUCACAGUUCAGGAUAUGGCAAUUGCAAAAGCAAUUGGGUUGGUAUUUCCUGUGACAUAUCAUCGUAUAUGCAUAUGGAAUAUGUGGCAAAAUGCAAUGCGACACCUAGGGCAUCUUGUAGGGGAUCAAGAUGAGUUUGGCAAAGAUUUCCAUAAUUGUAUAUAUGAACCUGUGAAGGAAGAAGAAUUUUUCCAGUCAUGGGAAGCUAUACUGGACAAAUAUGGUCUUCGGGGAAAUGCAUGGCUAGCAGACCUAUUCAAAGAAAAAGAGAAAUGGGCUAUGGUAUAUGGGAGACGAAUGUUUUGUGGCGACUUAAAGAGCACUUGGCUAAGUGAGGGUUUUAACAGUUGUUUGAGAAAAUAUUUGAAAUCUGACUUAGACAUACUGCAGUUUUUCAACCAUUUUGAGAGGAUGGUGGUUGACUUGCGUGACAAAGAAUUGCAAUCUAAUAUCGUGAGCCAACGUGCCCCAAUUCUGGAAACAAGUGCAGUUGUGUUGAAGCACGCUUGGGACAUCUACUCUCCCGAAGUUUUUGAAGUUUUUCAAAAGGAAUUUGAAGACUCUUGUGAUCUUGUUAUUGACCAAUGCAAUGAGAAUGGACCAUUGUCUGAGUACAAGCUUAGUAGUUUUGGGAAACUUUGUCAGCAUACUGUUGCAUUCAACUCAUCAGAUGAAACGGUUGAGUGCAGCUGUAUGAAGUUUGAGUAUGCCGGAAUUCUCUGUAGCCAUGCUUUGAAGGUGCUUGAUGUUAGGAGUAUAAAAGUUGUUCCAGAAAAAUACAUUUUGAAAAGGUGGACAAAGGAUGCAAGGGUUGAAAAUAUAGAAAAUUUUGAUGAAUGCAUUACCAAAGAGGACCCCAAGUUGUUAAUGUUGAGCCGCUACAAAGACUUGACCCAAAAGGCUAUUAGACUGUCAACAUGGGCAGCUGACUCUGAGGAAGGGUAUCUCUUUCUGAAUAGAAUAUUCAAAGACAGCAUGCUUGGGUUGGAAAAGAUAUAUUCGAAAAAAUAGCAUGAAAUCAAUAAAAUUUGUACAGAUGCUACCCAAAGUGAAGGUGAUGACAAUAUUGAAGAUGCAAACUAUGAUGGGAGAUUGGGACCAUAAUAAUUGAAUAAAAUUUGCAUAUUAGCCUUUGUCUUCUUCACUUUUGCUUAUGGUUCUCUCUCAUUCAAUGCCUGAUGACUGUCCAUUGUGAAUGAACAACAUCCCAAUAGUGCUCACUGCUCACAAUUCUAACAAAGUGAGAAAGACUUCAGGGAUUUGAUUAGGUGGAUCUCACUGGACGUUUUCAUAAGGUGGAUCACUCUGGAGGCCAGCAAUUGGUCCUGUAAGUCUGGGAUUUGAUUAGGUGGAUCUCACUGGACGUUUUCAUAAGGUGGAUGGAUCACUCUGGAGGCCAGCAAUUGGUCCUGUAAGUCUAGUCCCUUACACUGCAUCAUCGUAAUGCUGUUGCACUUAUCAUCAGGAUUGUACAGUUUUGCUUUCCUUCAUUACUGGAUAAAAACACUUGCUUUUAGGCUGACUUUUACUGUUGUAUUGCUGAUAAUAGACCAAUUCUAUGUUGGUCUUCAGAAUGGGAUGCACUGUACAUGGAUAUAAUCAACUGAUUUUAUUAGUGAUGGAAUGACUGCAGAAAUCAUUGGAAAAGAUUCAA